Molecule: messenger RNA, 2145 nt
Organism: Oikopleura dioica
Lineage: Eukaryota; Metazoa; Chordata; Appendicularia; Copelata; Oikopleuridae
Source: the annotation of a GenBank genome assembly
AUGUCUUCGGCUUUUGCCGAACUUGGCGUUUGUGAUGAGAUCGUGCAAGGCCUCUACAAGAUUGGAUGGGCCCUUCCUACGGAUAUUCAAGCAGAAGCUGUUCCAUUGAUUCUUGGAGGAGGAGAUGUUCUCAUGGCGGCCGAAACAGGAUCUGGCAAGACUGGAGCGUUCUGUCUCCCAGUCAUUCAAAUCGUGAACGAGACAAAGCAAGAGUCUGGCAAGCCACAAAUAAAACGCUCCAAGCCUGCGGGGUCAGUGUCCUGCAAAUUGAGCAUGGAAGAGCGAUCGGAUAUCGUGGCCGUUUCGCCCGACGGAUUGCAAAUGCAGUGCCGUGAUUUCCGACUGUGGGGCGGUUGCCGAUCGACUUGGGCGACUAAAGAAAACGCUGUUGCUUUUUACGAAGUGACAUGCACCGACGAGGGAUUGUCGAGAUUCGGCUUUGGGACGAUCACAUGCGACUUGAACCUGGGAACGUGCCCUGAAGGUUUUGGCUUCGGCGGUACUGGAAAGAAAUCCAAUCGCCGACAAUUUGACAGUUAUGGGGAGCCCUUCGGACAAGGAGACAUUAUCGGUUGCUUGAUAGAUCGACAGAGGAACGAAAUCAAGUAUUUUAAAAAUGGACGAGACCUUGGCGUCGCUUUUCAAAUCCCGAAUUCGAUGAAUAAAGAGCCGCUUUAUGCCAUUUGCUGCUUGAAAAACGCAGAAGUGGCAGUCAAUUACGAUGGCCCUUUCAAGCACCCUCCAGGGGGGAAUUUCACUGCGUAUGGGAAGAUGGAUGCUUCAGUUAGAUUCGCUGCUGGAGCAGGACCUUCCGUCAAAACUGGUAAUACAAAGGGCCUUCCUAUGGCGAUCAUUCUUGAACCUUCCCGUGAGCUCGCCCAGCAGACUGAACAAUGCAUUGAAGACUUCUCUCAGUAUCUUCCCUCUCCGUCUGUAAAUUCAGUCUGCCUCGUCGGAGGCGGCGACUCGAGAUACCAAAAGCAAAUCGUUGAAGAAGGCGUCGACAUCGUGGUUGGAACGCCCGGUCGAUUGGAAGACUUUAUUAAUUCAGGCGUAUUGAAACUGGACAACGUCAGGUUCUUGAUCGUGGACGAGUGCGACGCGCUUCUCGCGCAGAAUCAACAGCGACUCAUCGAAAAUAUCCAUCGAAAAUGUCCUCACAUCUCGCCCGAAGGUCGUCGUUUGCAGAUGGUUGUCUGCUCAGCAACGCUGCACAAUUUCAAUGUAAAGAAACUGGCGCAGAAAUUGAUGAGCUUCCCGACUUGGGUAGAUUUGAAAGGCGAAGAUUCUGUGCCGGAUACAGUACAUCACUGUGUGGCAUUAGUUGAUCCGACAGAAGAUCGCUCCUGGUUUGAUUUGUAUCGAAACAAAAAGGGAAUUAUCACAGACAGGGUGCAUCAAUCCGACCAAGUCUCGAAUGCCGGCCAAAACUGCUCUGACGAAAGCGUUUCAGAAGGGAUUAAAAAGCUCAAGGGCGAGUACGUCGUUAGAAUUAUCAAAGCGCAUAAAAUGGAGAAAGCGAUAAUUUUCUGCCGAACAAAAUUGGAUUGCGACAAUUUGGAGCGACUCUUCAUCAAUAAUUACGGCGGCGGGCCCUAUUCCAAGGGAAACUCUGAUUUCUCCUGCGUCUGCCUUCAUUCAGAUAGAAAACCCAAUGAAAGAAAGGCGAAUCUUGAGCGAUUCAAGAGAGAUGAAGUUAGGUUUCUUAUUUGCACGGAUGUUGCUGCUCGAGGAAUCGACGUCAAGGGCGUGCCUUAUGUAAUCAACGUAACAAUGCCUGACGACAAAGCGAAUUACCUCCACCGGGGGAUUGGAAGGACCCGGGGAAACGGCUGCUUCAACACAAACGACAUCAAACACGGUGGAUGUACGAUUUGGUACAACGAGAUGGCACUUUUGGGCGAAGUAGAAGAUCAUUUGAAAGACACGAUUGAACACAUUGACCCAAAAACGAUGUUAGUUCCAGUGAACGAGUUCGACGGAAAAGUCGUUUAUGGAAGGAAGAACAUCGAGGGCUCCAACAACAUCCUGACUGGGCACUACCGCGAGCUACUUCCUACGCUAAACGAGCUGAAGCGAUUAGAAAAAAGUGCGCAGGGCUCGUUCAUUGAACUCUGCACUCGUGGAACAAAUAUUUUUGCGUAG